Messenger RNA from Brettanomyces bruxellensis, 1143 nucleotides. RefSeq lists its product as uncharacterized. The record is from RefSeq and is a predicted model, not a curated record. Bases 1 to 1143 code for a protein of 380 amino acids. Gene Ontology annotation, molecular function: protein binding. Lineage: Eukaryota; Fungi; Ascomycota; Pichiomycetes; Pichiales; Pichiaceae. The transcript has a single exon.
AUGAUACUUUUACGAACCUUAGCUACGUUAUCUAAGGCUUCUGUUGAGAAGUCGAAACCAUUGCUCACUGAUAUACUUCCUCGAAAAAAGGUGAUAAGCAAGCUUUUGUUUGAUUUCAAUGCCAGGUAUAAUUAUCACCACUACCUCCCGGUAGUCAUGGAUAUAUAUGACAAAAUGGAAUCAGAUAAAGAACCUGUCACCAACAAAUUGAAAGGAAGUGAUUUAAUUAUAUUUCAAAGAGUUUUGAAGGAAAUUCGAAUACAGACGCAUAGUUCUAAUAAAUAUUUAAAGGAACUAGAAGACUCACUCAUAGAAGAGGCGGCAACACUUGGAAAUAGGGAUGCAUUGACUAUCAUUUGCUUUAAGUCAUUAGAUGAUACCACUGGAGAAUAUACGAAAGAUGACAAAGAGCAAGCAAAAAUAUUUAUCAACAAGCUCAGUAAGCUCAAGCACCCUCUUGUAUUCAAGAUGGCAGGUGACCAUUAUUAUAGAAAGUCUGAUAUUAAAAAAGCUGUUAAAUUAUAUGGAAAGUUCUUGAAACUUGAUAACAAUUCAUUUUUAGCUUCGGAGGUUUAUAAAACACUUGGUAUGCUAUCAUUCCAAGAACAAAAGUUAAUGCAGGCUAAAGUCUUCAUGGAGAAGGCUAUUAAUUUGGCUCCCUCGAAUAAAGUUUCACAAGCGCAUUUUAUAUUGGGACUAAUAAAUGAGAUAGAUCCACUUAAAGCAAGGUAUCACUUUGAGAUGGCUGCUAGUGAAGGAUUUCUUGAAAGUUUUGUGAACUUGGGCUUUUUGGAGCUUAAUUAUUUCAGAAAUAUAUACAAGUCUAAGCUUUGGUUCAAGCUUGGAGCCGAAUUGGGUGAUUAUAACUGUAUGAUUGGCUUAUUUGAUUGCUAUAUGAAGGAGGAAAAUUGGAAAAAUGCCAAAAUUACAUAUGAUAAAACAGUACACUAUCUAAGGGACAUUAAGUCGGGUAUCAAUCUUGAUGAUCUAAGGUCAUCAUCCGUCGAAAAGUUAAAUAGAAUACUUGGUGAAUUAGAGCAUUCUGCAAGCAAUAUAUCUAGCAUAAAAAAGCAAGAUAGUGAAAAACCUAUUGUUGAGAAAGAAAUUGCCGGAGCAAUGGCUAAAUCGAAGUGGGAUAUAUAG